GAGCUCAAUUGCUCAUCCAUCUAAUCACUAUUUGCCUAACUCGUGGUCAAAAAAAUUAGUACCCACCUAUAUUACCAAUAACGAGAUGCCAUGUAAACCUUCAACUCUACUCGGCAGUGUAGACAAUCAUUUGCACCUGUUCCUCUUCUUGCACACCAAGUUAAACACAGAACCGAAACUCUGUGAUAACAAGUUCAAAUGGAGCAGUGAACGCAGGUAAAGUCCUCUCCUUUCAUUUCCUUUAAACCCAACAGGCAACAAGAGCAAACACAGGCGGAGAAAAGAAGACCCAAAGCCAAAGACGGGAUGAGAAUCACUGUAAUGACGGCAGAUGAACAGAUCCUUAGCUUAGAUGUUGAUCCUCAUGAAACUGUUGAAAAUUUGAAAGCUUUGCUGGAAGUGGAGACUAUGGUGCCACUGCAGCAGCAGCAAUUGCUGUAUAAUGGGAGGGAAAUGAAGAACUUUGAGAAAUUGAGUGCAUUGGGUGUUAAGGAUGAUGAUUUAGUUAUGAUGGUCUCCGGUGCUGUUUCUAGUGCACCUGCCAAUGAUUUGAGAUUCAAUCCCGACGGAUCUGCUGUGAACCCUGGAGCUUUGCAGCAACACAUUCGACGUGAUUCUAAUCUAAUUGGACAACUAUUUCAGACUGAUCCUGAACUUGCACAAGCUGUUGUUGGAAAUGAUCUCAACAAACUGCAGGACAUUCUGCGAGCUCGUCAUCAACAAAGAUCUCAAUUACGACGACGGGAGGAGGAGGAGAUUGCUCUUCUUCAGGCUGAUCCUUUUGAUGUUGAAGCACAGAGGAAAAUUGAAGCUGCAAUUCGGCAGAAAGGGAUUGAUGAGAACUGGGCUGCUGCCUUGGAAUAUAACCCUGAAGGUUUUGCAAGGGUGGUUAUGUUGUAUGUGGACAUGGAGGUUAAUGGUGUUCCAUUGAAGGCAUUUGUUGAUAGUGGUGCUCAGUCAACAAUAAUUUCAAGAAGCUGUGCUGAGCGAUGUGGAUUGCUGAGGCUUUUAGAUCAAAGAUAUAAAGGUAUUGCUCAUGGAGUUGGCCAAUCAGAGAUACUGGGACGAAUACACGUCGCUCCGAUCAAAAUUGGAAAUAUAUUUUAUCCUUGCUCUUUCUUGGUUUUGGACUCUCCAAAUAUGGAGUUUCUCUUUGGAUUGGAUAUGCUUCGUAAACACCAGUGUAUUAUUGAUUUGAAGGAGAAUGUUCUUAGAGUUGGAGGAGGAGAAGUUUCUGUACCAUUUUUGCAAGAAAAGGACAUCCCUUCUCGUUUCCUGGAAGAAGAAAGGUAUUCGAAGCAAGCAUCCAGCUCAGGGGCUGCUGUGAAAACUGGAACAACAGAGAAGAAUACUAAUGCGCAAUCUGGAAGUCAAUCUUCUGGAGGUGCACGCGGUGAUGUAACACAGAGACCUGAUUUUGAAGCCAAAGUUGCAAAGCUUGUUGAGCUGGGGUUUGCAAGAGAAAUGGUGAUAGAAGCUCUUAAAAUAUGUGAUGGCAAUGAAGAGCAGGCUGCUGGGAUUCUCUUUGGAGGCUGAAGAUGACUUGCAAUUUUCAUUCAUAGAAAUAAUGUUGAUUUCAGUUAUUCAACUACAAACUUUUACACAUUGCAAAUUCUAUACUUUAUAUCCAUUUGAUUUGAACUGUUUAUAAAUAACUGACCAAGUGUUGCAAUUCAAAACAAAGCUGGAACUGCUAUGAUUUUUCCUCAAUUGAAACAAUUUUUUUUAAACUGCAGAUUCAAUAGCCAUGUCCGUUACUGUUGGUACUGAGAUAUAUUAUAAUUGUCAAACAGACUUAUUUCCUCUUGAGAAGUUU
Molecule: messenger RNA, 1816 nt
Organism: Durio zibethinus
Lineage: Eukaryota; Viridiplantae; Streptophyta; Magnoliopsida; Malvales; Malvaceae
Product: protein DNA-DAMAGE INDUCIBLE 1
Biological process (GO): proteolysis
Molecular function (GO): aspartic-type endopeptidase activity; protein binding
Source: RefSeq, a predicted model, not a curated record